This is a messenger RNA of Hippocampus comes (tiger tail seahorse), 1061 nucleotides long. Its product is annotated as probable G-protein coupled receptor 148. Gene Ontology annotation, biological process: G protein-coupled receptor signaling pathway; detection of chemical stimulus involved in sensory perception of smell. Gene Ontology annotation, molecular function: odorant binding; olfactory receptor activity; G protein-coupled receptor activity. Bases 6 to 1025 code for a protein of 339 amino acids. Gene Ontology annotation, cellular component: membrane. NCBI's taxonomy places the organism in Eukaryota, Metazoa, Chordata, Actinopteri, Syngnathiformes, Syngnathidae. The transcript has a single exon. The record is from RefSeq and is a predicted model, not a curated record.
GAAAAAUGUUGCUGACAACGCCCAACAGGAAGCUGCUGGAAGAAAAACUUGAGCAAGACAAAAUGGCCGCCGAACCCAUCCUGAUUACCAACCUGACGCAGGAAUGGCUGGCGAGCCUUCGACGCUGGCACCUGGAGCUCUUCUUCAUCCCCACCACCGUGGUCACCCUGGCCACCAUGCUGGUGAACCCCAUCCUGUUGGCGUGCAUCUUCGCAUCACGCGCCUUACGCCGGGAGACGCGCUACCUCCUGGUGGCCAACACCUUGGCGGCGGACAUGUUGUUCCUCACCCUCAACCUGACCACCGCCGUCCUCAACGAGGCCCGGGCCGAAGUCCCGUGGCUGGUGUGCGAGCUGCUCACGGCCGUCACCGUCACGGCCUACUGCUGCGCCAUCCUCACCGUCACCCUCAUGGUGGUGGACACCUACGCGGCCGUGCGCUGGCCGCUGCACUACCACGACCUUCUCCCGCCCGCUCGAACCCACAGAAUCCUGCUGGGGGCGUGGGUACUGGCAGCAAGCUACCCGUUCACGCUGGUCAUCCUGAUGGAGAUGGAGAGGGAGCACCUACGCGGGAACGCGCCCGUGUGCCUCGUCCUCAUCUCCCUGGGUUUCAUUCAGGCCAAAAACACGGCGGGGAUUAACGUCUAUUUCUUCGUGGCCGCUCUCAUCUGCGCCGUGCUCAUCUUCUACUGCUACAUUCGCCUCUACAUGGAAACCAGAACCCAAGGCAUCUGGCAGAGUCGCUUCUCCAGAGCGCGGGUCACCGUGUUGGCCCACGGGGUCCUGCUCCUUCUUUACUUUGCCCCCGGCUUCGUCUUCACCCUGGAGCUGCUCCUGUUUCAGAGUAAAAACGUCAGCCAGGAUGUCCGAGUGUGGGUGAGCACGGUUAACAUGUGCGUGUUCAUGCUCCUUCCCAGGGCUUUUGCUCCUUAUCUGUACGGGCUACGCUACCGCGAGAUCUCCGACACGCUGCUGCAGAUGCUGCAUCGGCACCGAAGACUCAGCCAGAUCACUGUAGCGUAAUCACGUUCAGUGACGUCGUCCAAAAACCAACAUUGA